UCCCGCUCUUUCGUCCCACUUCGCGGCGCCGAAAAAAAGGAAAAUAAUUUCACCUUCGGUGUCCUAAAUCUCCGAUGGAAGACAAAAUCCAUCUCUGAAACAUCUCAUCGAUCGAUAGAUAUGUUCGGGAGGUUCAGACCACCGCCGUCGUCGCCGGACUGCCUGGAGAGAUCUCCGGCGAAGAUCAUCAAAGACGAUCCUCUCUCCGUCUACGAGUCGACACUGUUGAAGCUUAAACAAGGCUCAAGACUCAACAUUGGCCCUUGCCCGGAAACUUCAUAUGAGACAGAGGCUGAAAAUGCGCCAUCCCCUGAUUCUGCUGAACGGGCUGACCCCUCAACCUCCUCGGACACACGGCAUAGUCAUGUAACCCUACUCCAUGUUCACGAAACAAUGGUUAUAGAUUCGGGUUCAGAUGGGCAGGAAUCUGGGGAAAGCUCGAAACAGCCAAAGAACAAGAACCCAUCAGUGCUUGGCAUGUUUUGCAGGUACAAUGAUCUGAUUCGUGCGCGAAGCAUGUCCCGGGAGGAGGAUACAAUGACCGAGAAUGCAUUGUGUUCGAGGGUUUCUGCCGAUGUCUGAGCAGACCAGAACAAAGAGAUGUAUGUAUGUAUCCUUAAAUCAGCCAAAAGUAGAUGUGCAGAACUGCCUAAGGCCAUGCUUGAUUUCGAAUAUGCCAGGUUAUUGUGUAAUUUAUGUGGCUCUGUUUUUCUUUCA
This is a messenger RNA of Tarenaya hassleriana, 717 nucleotides long. RefSeq lists its product as uncharacterized. The transcript is spliced from 2 exons. NCBI's taxonomy places the organism in Eukaryota, Viridiplantae, Streptophyta, Magnoliopsida, Brassicales, Cleomaceae. The record is from RefSeq and is a predicted model, not a curated record. Bases 121 to 582 code for a protein of 153 amino acids.